Molecule: messenger RNA, 6233 nt
Organism: Bombus impatiens (common eastern bumble bee)
Lineage: Eukaryota; Metazoa; Arthropoda; Insecta; Hymenoptera; Apidae
Product: collagen alpha-1(I) chain-like
Exons: 18
Coding region: 564-5819 (1751 amino acids)
Molecular function (GO): extracellular matrix structural constituent
Source: RefSeq, a predicted model, not a curated record
GACUUUGUGUCCUGACGAAUAAGUAUACGAUUUAGAACAGUAAAACGACAGGCCAAAAUGAAUACGCUAUUUCAAAGCAGAUUUUAUGAUCGUAUGUCUGCAUUUCGUAAUUUGUAAUAAUAUCUAUAUCGAACAAACCUGAAUGAGUAUGUAUAUCUAGAAAGAAAUAAUUCUUUAAAACAUAAGAUUCCAGUUAUAUAGGUUAAAUGAUCACCGUGUGAUAUGUACAAGUACACGAGUUGAAAUAAUCAUUCUGUGAACUAUGUAAUAGCAAGUCCAUUUGCUAGUGAAUGUCUUUUUAAGUGAUCUCUAUUGCAUUAAUUGAGCCACUGUUCGUAGCAUGCAAAACUGUGUGUUCCACUCAGGAAAAGAGGACUUGUUAAUGAAACUGGUUUAAACGCGAUGAGUUACGUCUUUCGAGAUCAGGGGUUAUUGGGUUUCUAGGGGUUAUUGGGUUGUUCGUCGUGCCGUCAUCGUACUAUUAUGCUUAUUUAAUCGCAUCUUUCCCUUUCCUUGUAAAAUCAUAAGUUUCGGCUAAAACAGAAAAGAAUAUCGUAGACCUGAUGGAUGGUACGGGAAUACACCAAGAGCCCGUUGGAGUGAUCGUAACCGAAAAUCGUUGCCACAGAAAUGAUACAAUAGCAUAUGACAUUACGGAAAGCGCGCUACUGACGAUCAAUACGAACACUUUGUUUCCGACUGGUAUACCGCGUGAUUUUUCCAUUUUAGUCGUCGCGAAGCCAAAAAUCGGAUCCUCGGCUGCCACGUUGUUUGCGAUCUACAGCGACAGUGGUGAGGAACAGUUGGUACUAUCAUUGGGCAAUGAUGUCACUCUUUACUACAGUACAACUCCGGAUGAUGAGGAUAAACCAAUUUCGUUUGGUAUUGAUAUAUCCGAUGGAAAAUGGCACCGUCUAGGAAUCAGCAUCAAAGGCGAUACUGUCACGCUAAUUUUCGAUUGUACUCAACAAAUUUCCAAAGAAUUAAGUAGAAAUCUUGACGAAACGAUUAGCGUCAGCGGCAUCAUAAUUAUCGGCCAACAGAUCGUCGAUGGUAACAUGUAUAUGGGUGGUCUGGAAAUGUUGAAGAUUGCACCGAUACCAGACGCAGCUUACGAAAUUUGCACGAUUUUCGCGCCAAAUUGUAGAAGUCAAUCGAGACAAAGUGGUCGUUCGAAUAUGCGGAAUUAUAAUUCCGUCGUGCGUACAACCUCGUCUACUUAUUACGAGGGUACAAAUAUUGGCGACAGUCAGACAGACCCAAGUUCUAGUUCUCCGGUUAAACCCUUCUCAACCGCUGGAUCGUAUUAUGAAACGAAUUACAAUCUGCACCCGCCUCGAAGUUAUGGCAGAACAUCUGAGAGAUCUGGACCAAAUGCUUCGUAUAAUGAGCAGGAUGAAAAUCUUGUAAAAGGAACGGAGGAUGAUUAUGAGAACGGGAGUGAAGAAGGGAACGAGGAUACCGAAGACAGCGACAACUACAAGUUAGCUUAUAGGCCAGUGAAUGCAACAUAUGCAACAAGACCAACUGUGGAGACGUUCCUUCACAAUCAAAGUGCCGUUUUCAACAACAUCGAUUCAGUCGAAGUAGAUCGCUAUCAAACGACAACGCCAGAAAUUUCUAAAACUUCCGACAAUUUAUCUAGAGAAGUUCAAGGAGGUUUGAAAUAUUCGGAAUCGUUGGAAGGAUCGUAUUACAAUCCAGCUUAUUAUAGUAGUAGGGGUUCGCCUGGGCCACGGGGAUUUCCGGGGCCACCAGGGGUGCCCGGACCACCUGGUAAAAAAGGAGAACCAGGAAGAGAUGGGUUAGCAGGUUUGCAAGGCACGGCUGGCCCACCGGGAAACGUGUUCAUAAUUCCAGCACUUAACCAGCAAGGAAACGAGAAAGGACCGGAUACUCAAACGGAAGCUCUGAGACAAAUGCUUUCACAGCAUAUGUUGGCUAUGAGAGGUGCCGAAGGUCCUAUGGGUCUUACAGGUAUUGCUGGGCCCGAAGGACCACCUGGACCUCAAGGUCAGAAGGGAGAACCUGGAGAAGUUGGCGAAUCUGGACCUCGUGGCGAAAGAGGUAUUCCUGGAAAUACUGGCAGGGAGGGUAGACGUGGUCGACCUGGGAGAGACGGAGAAAGAGGUUUAAGUGGACCACCAGGAAUGAAAGGAGAACAGGGUGUGCCUGGACUGCCUGGAUUACCAGGAGAUAAAGGCGAACGAGGAUUUGUAGGUGCCACCGGUGAACAAGGUUUACCAGGUCAUGAAGGAAUGCAGGGUGAUGAUGGUCCUCCAGGUUUACCAGGCUUACCGGGUGAAAUGGGACCAAGAGGAUUCAUAGGCCCACGAGGUUUCCCUGGAUUACCAGGGAAUCCAGGUAUUCCUGGAAGCGAAGGUCCACCAGGAGCAAAAGGCAAUACUGGUCCACCGGGCCCUCCAGGUGUGCCAGGUUCUCCGGGUCCAAUUGGACCUGUAGGACCACCCGGACCUCAAGGUCUUUUGGGUCCAACUGGUCUAGUGGGUCCACAAGGGAAGCCUGGAAUUCCUGGUCUGUCGGGAGCAGAUGGAUCUCCUGGUCAUCCGGGAAAUCCAGGCGUUCCUGGGAUGAAAGGUGAACAAGGGCCUCAAGGACCGCAAGGUCCGAUAGGCUUCCCGGGAGUCCGUGGCAUGAAAGGCGACGAAGGCAAACGUGGAUCGCCUGGUGAACGCGGGGAAAAGGGAGAGAGAGGUCCAGAAGGAGAGAAAGGUGACAUUGGCGCGAAGGGAGAACCUGGAUUGUCAGGUCCACAAGGAAUUCCUGGAUUGGAAGGUUUAGAAGGACCAAAAGGUUUCGAAGGGCCACGUGGUGAAACCGGUUUAGUUGGACUACCUGGUGAAAAAGGUAAAACUGGUCCUCCAGGUUUUGUUGGAUAUCCUGGAAAUGUUGGUGAAAAAGGAGAUAAAGGUCAACCAGGAAGAGAAGGCCCUAGUGGAGAUAAAGGAGAAAGGGGUAACAAUGGCGCGUCAGGAGAACGUGGUGAACCAGGGCCUAGGGGAUUUAGAGGUGCUCGUGGAAGAAGAGGUGCCGAAGGAUUGCCAGGACCGAAAGGUGAUACUGGACAGCCAGGCCCUCCGGGAUUACAAGGAGAAUCUGGUACGCCAGGAGUCGAGGGACCUCGUGGAUUUGUGGGAUCUCCUGGGCAAGCUGGUCUCAAUGGUAAAGAUGGAAUCCCUGGACCUUCUGGUGAACGUGGACCAGUGGGUGAUUCUGGGCCGCCAGGUCCACCAGGUGCGCCUGGUGUUAUCGGACCGCAAGGUCCAGCUGGUGAACCUGGACAACCAGGAGAACCUGGAAGUCCAGGAAAUCCAGGAGCUCCCGGAGAAUCAGGUUCCCCAGGAGAGCAAGGCAAAGAAGGACCACAAGGACCACCUGGUUUACAAGGAAAAGAAGGUUCACCUGGUCCUGGUGGUCUACCAGGAUUUCCUGGUGAACGGGGUGCAAAUGGUUUACCGGGAAUGCCAGGUGCAAAAGGAGAGAUAGGACCACCUGGGCUUCAAGGUCCAUCAGGCGAUAAAGGUGCUCAAGGAGAAUCUGGGAAAGAUGGCGAAUCUGGACCUCAAGGAAAGCAAGGACCUAAAGGACCACCUGGUCCAGUCGGAUUGAAAGGCGACAGGGGCGAGCCUGGACCAGUCGGUCCUACCGGGCGAGAUGGUUUACCAGGGCAACGUGGUUUACCAGGAGCUCCUGGCCCUGUUGGAGUGCCAGGAGAAGAUGGAGACAAAGGAGAUAUUGGACCACCUGGUGAAAAAGGCUUUAAAGGAUCUCAAGCGGAAACAGGACCUCCAGGAGCACCUGGCGCACAAGGACUUCGAGGUGAACCUGGUGCUAUCGGCUUACCAGGAGAAAAGGGACCACCUGGAGAAAUCGGGAGGCGAGGACCAAAAGGCGAAGAUGGUCCCGUUGGUGCAUCAGGUCCUCCUGGUCCCGUAGGGCCACAAGGAUUGCCUGGCCCAUCAGGAUUAAAAGGAGAAGUGGGGGAUACUGGCAUAGUUGGUCCUGUAGGACCGGCAGGAAAUCCAGGUGAACAAGGUCCAAGGGGCCCUAAAGGGUCUGAAGGUAUACAAGGUCCUCCGGGAGUAGAAGGUCGUCAAGGAGCAAAAGGAGAAUCUGGAGCGGUAGGACUUCCAGGUUUAAUAGGUCCAGAAGGAAAACAAGGCGAAAGAGGCCCUCCAGGACCAAAGGGAGAAGAAGGUAAGAGUGGACCUCCAGGACCGCCUGGAAGUCGUGGUAUAAAUGGUCCGGAAGGACCAAAAGGUAAUGCAGGACCACCUGGUUUUCCUGGACCUCCAGGAGAACCAGGUUUAGUCGGCCCAAAAGGGGAACCUGGUAAGAAUGGUGAAGAUGGAAAACCAGGAGAUCCUGGCGCACCAGGAGAGAUUGGACCCCCGGGAAAGGAAGGAUUACCUGGCCUUGCUGGAAAACAAGGAUCCGAAGGCCCAGCGGGAGUGCAAGGUAGUCCAGGUUUACCUGGUGAAAAAGGAGACAUGGGGCCGCCUGGGGCGCAGGGACCUCCGGGUUCCAUAGGAUCUCAGGGUCUUCCAGGACCAUCAGGUUUGCCAGGUGUAAGAGGAUUGCCAGGACUUGCUGGAGAAAAUGGUCCACCAGGGAUGUCAGGAGCUGUUGGUGCUCCAGGAAAAGUUGGACCGGUUGGGCCAAAAGGUCCAAAGGGUGACAGAGGUAAACGAGGAAUCAAAGGGCAUCGAGGUGAAUUGGGACACGUUGGAGUCAAAGGAGAACAGGGUGAGAAGGGAGAACAAGGACCACGAGGUGCUCUAGGACUCGAAGGACCCAAGGGUAACCAAGGGCCACCAGGUUUAUUGGGUUUCAAAGGAAACGAUGGACCUCCAGGACUUCCAGGAAUAGAAGGAGCAAUAGGACCCAAAGGUAAUGCUGGAAACGAUGGACCAAAAGGCGAACUCGGCCCUCCGGGACCGCCUGGUCCUCCUGGACCACCUGCAGAGCAACCUAUGAUUCCUCCGGAGUUGUUAUUCACGAGAGAACAAAUUCUUCGAAGGAAGCGCGAUAUUUCGACAAAUACCGCGGAAGACGAGAAAGAGAAAGAUUCAGAAACGUUGGACAAGGAUGAUCAAAUCGAAGAGGAAUUUGGCCCAAAAUUCUUGGACAUGUACAGUUCUAUAUACGCCAUGAGACAAGAAUUGGAUCGAAUACGCAAACCGAUUGGAAGCAGAGAAAAUCCUGUAAGGACUUGCAAGGAUUUAUUUUACGGCCAUCCUCAUUUUCACGAUGGUUGGUACUGGAUCGAUCCAAAUUUAGGAAUGGCUGACGACUCUGUAUAUGUUUAUUGCAAUAUGACGAAUAUGGGCGAAACUUGCGUAUACCCUGAUAUUCACACGAGUCAAAUGCCCAAUAUACCAUGGAGGAAAGAAAAUAAUAAAACGGAUUGGUACUCGAAUUUGCGCGGAGGAUUUAAAAUUACAUACGAAGCUAUUGGCGUAGUGCAAUUAAAUUUUCUGCGUUUAUUGAGCCAAGAAGCUUAUCAAAAUUUCACUUAUACCUGCAUUAAUAGCGUUGCUUGGUACAAUGUUUUGAAUUUUAAUUAUAAUUCAUCUUUACGACUGCUUGGUGCUAACGAGGAUGAAUUUUCAUAUACCGGUAUCAAGCCACAGAUCGUUACGGACAAUUGUAAAAUGCGUAAAAGCAAAGGAGAUACAGUGUUCUUGGUUUACAGUAAAAAGCUUCAACAGUUACCAUUGGUGGAUUUUUACCCAGUCGAUUAUGGAUUGCCGCAUCAAGCGUUUGGUUUUACAGUUGGGCCCAUUUGUUUCAAGUAAAUCAAAUUAUCAAAUCUCUAUUGGCAAGACUGAGGUAUAAUUGUAAAUUAUUCGAUAAUUAUUUUCUAUCAUUUUUUCCUUGACACUGUAAUAUCAAUCAGCAGAUAAUAAUUUAUUAAUCAUCUAAAUUUCUCUUACUAAGACGUACAAUAAUGAGAACUAUUAUAUUUUUCCAUGUACUUAUAUCAAUUAUCAUUAUCUUUUCGGAUUUAAACGUUCGAAAGAAUAAAAAAGUGCCAUUCAGAACUUAAGUAGAAUGUAAAAGGUGCAAUACAAUGUAUUAACACUGUUAUUUAUAUAUAUGUAUAUUAUUAAUAUUGUAACCACUGCCAUAAGUAUGUGAUCUACAUUAAUUCUGUGCGAUGUACGCCGAAUUUUCACAUGUUUAUAAAUAAAAUGCAAUAAUACAUAAAA